ACUUAAGCACCAGAUCCGAACUCCCUCUCUGUCCUCGGUCUUUGCGUUGCUCGCUCUGCACUCUCUCUCUCUCUCUCUCCUCAUUUCUCAAUAAUGGCAAUAUCAAAUACAACAGCUCCACCACCAACAAGAACAGCAACGUCGAAGGGAUGGGUGAGCAAUCUGCCUUCGAUAGCAUCUCGAAUCUAUUUCUUUCUAAUCAUUCUUCAGGUCCCUCUUUUCAGGGUCCCAUGCAGAUCUGGCAUGUGUUCUACACCAAUUCAUGUCACAUCUUCCCAGUUAGUUGCAAGUGAGAUCUUUCCUGUUCCUGUAGUGAAAGCUCUUCUCUACCCUGGAGCUAUUGUCAAUGGUCUUGUCAGGAACAUGACUGUUCCAAGGUGGGACAACGUGUUGAGCAUCUAUAACUUGACCAGUGUGAAAGAAGCACCUGCAGUAGUUGAUCUCCAGCGCUUAGAGGUUCUUGCUGGAAGCUAUUUUUCUGUGGCAGGAGCACUUGUGGGCAUAUUAAAACCUGGGAGGAUGAGCAUGUUUGGGACACUUUUGGUAAUUUGGGGCCUUGUCAAGGAAGGGAUCCUAGGAAAGCCAACAAAUACAGAUCCUGCUAAAGCUGUCUAUGUCUACCCAACAAUGUUGCUUGCCCUGAUCUGUGCCUUCUCAUCUGUAAAGUAUGACAUGAAGAAGGUUGUAAGAAGUGCACCUGCACGACCCAUCGUCAAGCCCCUAAAGAGCUCCACAAAAUCUAAGCUGAAAUGAGUUGAAUGCCUUGAAUCAAAAAGAUUUUUGUUUUUCUAAUGCCAUGAAACUUAACAUGGUUGAGAUGAAAGCAUGCUGUUCUGCCAAAAUCAAUUUUGAACACAAACUACUUGUGAUAUUAAGUGGACAUUAACAAUACGUUUAUUAGGGAACUGAGGAAUCUAAGAAGGCUUGUCUGCAUUUCCUUAAUAUCAGAUAUUGUAUUCUUCUGUUUA
Messenger RNA from Hevea brasiliensis (rubber tree), 968 nucleotides. RefSeq lists its product as uncharacterized. NCBI's taxonomy places the organism in Eukaryota, Viridiplantae, Streptophyta, Magnoliopsida, Malpighiales, Euphorbiaceae. The record is from RefSeq and is a predicted model, not a curated record. Bases 94 to 753 code for a protein of 219 amino acids. The transcript has 3 exons.